ACUUUUCUUGAGAAGCAGAAGUAAGGGGAAUCAAACAACCGAGCAGACGAGCAUCGACUUGUGUGUGUGUGUGCACAUCGUUCUCGAGAUUGUCUCUUUAUACGCGGUAAUCGCGAUUUCACAGAAAACAUGUCAAAAUACAAGAUUGUUAUGGUUCGUCACGGCGAGAGCGAGUGGAAUAAAUUGAAUCUCUUUUGCGGGUGGUACGACGCCACUCUAUCAGACAAGGGUAAAAGUGAAGCUGUGUCUGCGGGAAAAGCUCUCAAAGAUGCGGGCUACACGUUUGAUGUAGCUCAUACAUCAGUGCUCACAAGAGCUCAGGAAACCCUCAAGGCAAUCCUGAAAGAGAUCAGUCAGGAGAAUCUGCCUGUCUAUAAGACAUGGCGAUUAAACGAGCGACACUAUGGCGGUCUUACAGGCAUGAACAAAGCAGAGACAGCCGCCAAGUAUGGCGAGGAACAAGUGCAGAUCUGGCGGAGAUCGUUUGAUGUACCGCCGCCACCAAUGGAACCAGAUCACAAGUAUUACGACACGAUAGUGAAGGAUCCACGUUACGCCGAUGGUCCUAAACCCGAGGAAUUUCCCAAGUUCGAAUCCCUCAAGUUAACAAUCGAGAGAACAUUACCUUAUUGGAACGAGACAAUUAUUCCUCAGUUAAAGGAGGGCAAAAGGAUCAUAAUAGCUGCCCAUGGAAACAGUUUACGCGGCAUAGUAAAACACCUCGAUCAAAUGACCAAUGAUCAAAUCAUGGGAUUGAAUCUCCCGACUGGUAUUCCAUUUGUGUACGAAUUGGAUGAGAAUUUAAAGCCUGUUGUUUCUAUGAAAUUCUUGGGCGACGAAGAAACCGUCAAGGCAGCGAUGGCUGCAGUCGCCGCGCAAGGAAAGGUUAAAUAAAUUAUUAAAAACAUCUAUAUAUCAAUCUGUGAAGAAUAUACCUGUUACAUGUCUGUUAAAAGUAUAUUUAUGUAUUAAUGUCUCUUAAAAGUAUUAAUAUUAAUUAUUAUUUAGAUUUUUCGAAACAAAGUAAAAUUGAAAAAGGAAUGAUAGAUGCAUUCUUAAAAAAGCAGUUCUCUAUUGUGUAGGAAAAAAAAUUAUAUAUAUAAUAAAAUGGUAAAGCUUUUGA
Messenger RNA from Cataglyphis hispanica, 1123 nucleotides. It is a transcript of the gene Pglym78, whose product is annotated as phosphoglycerate mutase 1. The record is from RefSeq and is a predicted model, not a curated record. Lineage: Eukaryota; Metazoa; Arthropoda; Insecta; Hymenoptera; Formicidae. Gene Ontology annotation, molecular function: intramolecular phosphotransferase activity. Gene Ontology annotation, biological process: glycolytic process. The transcript has 3 exons. The coding region runs from base 130 to 894 and encodes 254 amino acids.